CGAUUUACUCGCGACCAAAACAUGGCCUCUCAUUUGGCGAAUAUCUUCGGUACUGAGCAGGAUCGUGUCAACUGCUCGUUUUAUUACAAGAUCGGUGCGUGCAGGCACGGUGACCGUUGCUCGCGAAAGCAUAUCAAGCCCGCCUUCUCGCAGACAAUCCUCCUGCCGAAUGUCUAUCACAACCCCGCGCACGACCCUGUUUGCAAGCUAACCGAGAAGGAGCUGCAGGAGGGCUUUGACGCAGUCUACGAGGACUUGUAUUGCGAGCUGGCGAAGUUCGGGCAUCUUCUCGAGCUGCACGUCUGCGACAAUGUCGGAGAUCACCUUAUCGGCAACGUGUACGCGCGGUAUGAGUGGGAAACUGAGGCACAGACGGCGGUGGAUAAUCUGAACGAUCGCUGGUAUGCAGGCCGCCCGCUCUAUGCCGAGCUAUCCCCCGUCACUGACUUCCGGGAGGCAUGUUGCCGUCAAAACGAGAACGGUGAAUGCAACCGUGGUGGCUUCUGCAACUUUAUGCAUCUCCGAUUAGCAUCAAAGGAUCUUGUUUCGUCCCUCCGUCAUGGUCAACGGCUAGAGAGGCGAAUGCACCCUCCAAAGGUUGAAGGUGGAGGAGGAUGGGAACCAUCGAGAAAAGAGAGUGUCAAGGGUCGCAGCGCUAGUCCCUCGAAGCGAGGAGGACGUAACGAGGGAGAAGAUCGGUGGACCCGCAAGUGAGACCGAUAAUCAUGCUGCUUUCUUGCUGUCAGAUUGUGGCUGUAGGCGAUGGCGCUGUGGCGUUUUGUCAUGAUAUGGAACCGCGAUUCUGACAUAUACCCGAUGCGUGCGAUGUGUCAUGGAUAACAGUGUACAAAAUCACGCAUAGGUGUGUCGUAAGUGCACGUCCCAUGUCAUUUAUUAAACCG
Molecule: messenger RNA, 902 nt
Organism: Postia placenta MAD-698-R-SB12
Lineage: Eukaryota; Fungi; Basidiomycota; Agaricomycetes; Polyporales; Adustoporiaceae
Exons: 5
Coding region: 22-714 (230 amino acids)
Biological process (GO): mRNA splicing, via spliceosome
Cellular component (GO): U2AF complex; spliceosomal complex
Molecular function (GO): pre-mRNA 3'-splice site binding; metal ion binding
Source: RefSeq, a predicted model, not a curated record